AUGAGUGAUAAGAUUAAAGAAGAAAUCAUGAAGCAACUAAGUGAAAAUGUGAUCAAGGUCGUCCGGUAUUCCACAUGGUUUGCAAAUGUUGUGCCAGUGCUAAAGAAGGAUGGCAAAAUUAGAGUUUGUGUCGACUGUAGGGAAUUAAACAAAGCAAGGCCAAAGGACAACUUUCCUCUACCCAACAUUCAUAUCCUUGUUGACAAUCAUGCUAAACAUGAGAUCCAAUAUUUUGUGGAUUGUUAUGCCGGAAGCCGAUGCCAACUGGCGGAUUGGCAAAAUGGAAAUUCUUGCUCACAGAGUUUUGAUAUUGUUUAUGUCACUCAUACUACCAUGAAGGCACAAGCUUUGGCUGAUUAUCUGGCAGAAAACCUAGCUGUUGAUGAGUAUGAAUCUUUGAACACAUACUUCCCAUAUGAAGAGGUUAAUUUAGUUAAAGACGUAGUCCAAGAUGACUGUCAAAUUUGGAAACUAUACAUUGAUGGGGCUGUCAACAUCAAAGGCAUAGAGAUUGGUGCAAUUCUUGUAUCACCUUCUGGGCAACAUUAA
Nicotiana tabacum (common tobacco) is the source of this 549-nucleotide messenger RNA. The record is from RefSeq and is a predicted model, not a curated record. NCBI's taxonomy places the organism in Eukaryota, Viridiplantae, Streptophyta, Magnoliopsida, Solanales, Solanaceae.